AUGGAGAGUUUAGAAGAAUCAUCUAUCGGAUUUAGAAAAUAUAGAUAAAGGUUUCCAAAUAGAUCUAGGUAGUAAUAUGAGAUUGAUUUAAAAAAUAAGAAAUUAAUGAAAGAAAUACUUGAAGAUGCCUUGAAUAACAUUUACUCUGAAUAAGAAGUCUAGUAUCUGAUUACAAUAUUAAAGAACAAGAAUCCUAAUGAAUAAGAAAUGCUUGAAAUGUAUGAAAAGGCUCUAGAUACUUUGGAAGUACUAAUGGGCAAAUUAGGACUCAUUGAUCAAUUUGAUAGAGUAUUAGAUUAAUACUAAGAAGAGAAAAAAGUGAGUCUUAGGAAGACACUUAUUAAGCAAUUAUUCCGCUGCAAGAUCAUUUAUGAAAGUAUCACUAAAAUCUAAGUAAUUUUUAAGAUAAUUAAACAAAGGGAUCAAUUUGAGAAAAAGAUCAAUGAUUAUGAGAUAAAGCAUAAUUUAGUUAAGAAUGCCUAAAGAGUCAGCUCAAAGGAUUUGGCAAGCGAUCAUAAUCAUGAUUAACUGGAAGAUUAUAUCGCAAAGUUUUGCUUCUAAAGUAGCAGACUGUUUAUACAGAUCACUUCUUUCGUUGUUGAAAGCCAGUUAUUUAAAAGGCUUAGGUUCAUUUAUGAGGGUCAAGAUUAUUAAUAGAAAAUUAGAAAAUAAGUGAUGGGCUUGAAGCACAGAUUUGAGUAUUUGUUUGGUGACAAGAUACCAUCGAUGAACGACUAAGGUAAACUCAUUUUUGUAGAAGAAGAUUUAAUAAUGAAUCAAAGCUUUAGUCAGAGUCCAUAGAAACCUAUUCAUCAUGUUAAUAAUGAUUGA
Molecule: messenger RNA, 831 nt
Organism: Stylonychia lemnae
Lineage: Eukaryota; Ciliophora; Spirotrichea; Sporadotrichida; Oxytrichidae
Source: the annotation of a GenBank genome assembly